This is a messenger RNA of Amoebophrya sp. A25, 3520 nucleotides long. The record is from the annotation of a GenBank genome assembly. Lineage: Eukaryota; Dinophyceae; Syndiniales; Amoebophryaceae.
GUCCCCACGCGCCGUGCGCUUUGUACGGCUUUCGAAGCUGGAGCCGCGCCACCGUUCAAGACGUUCGUCGCCCGUCCCGGCCGAGCAUAUCUCUUAGCACCUCCGCGCCCGUUUUCUAGGGUGGUACGGCUUUGUAAUUGAAAGAGGCAUGUGACUUCGCCACCCGUCCGCGCCCGAACGCUGGAAGCCCCGGUCGGCAUUCCCACUGGAGUCGUUUGGCGCUAAAGUAAAAGGCCUAUGACUCUGCUACCGCAGCAUCAAGAAAACUGGUCUAGACGUGCAAAAGAAUCUUCAGCACACAACCACCGCCACGGGGACAAAGACUCGCCACCGCACCAGGAUACGACGGCUUCCCCGAAUAAGAUGGAGCCCGAACUAGCGGAACAAGAUGUACUAGUUCGAACUUGUCGACAUUUUGUUCGAACUAGUCGAAGCAAGCCCGAACUAGUAGAACAGCUGUCGCAAGCCGACCUAGCCCGUGUGCAGUUGGGCUCGCUAGCAGGUGAGGACUGGCGGAUGCGGCAAGCUUUUGCAGAUCUUCGUGCCUACCCUCUGUUACGGUUUCAAACUGCAUUCUCACAGCAAACCUCCUGGGUCUUCUUACUCGAAAAUGUUAAGGCACUAGUGCCUGAUCUUUCCUUUUGGUGAAAGCAAGCAAAAUAGUAAACACUUCCCGGCCUCUAACUCUACAACCUGUCACCGAUUUGGAUGUUGCGGUAGCGCAGUCGCAAUCUUUUGAGGCGUUUCAAGGUUUGGUGGACAAAGUGGGAGGAGAGAAAGUGGAAAUUUUCCUCUUCGGGGAAAUGCGCGACAUCGAAACAGCAAGAGCACAAGUGGAGGCGUUCUUGAAUUAUGGUCAGUGGCGGACUGGUGUUGUUGUAGUUUUUUGUGGCUAUCGUUUAUUUAUAGGUGAUGGGCGAUCUUUGGGUUUGCUGUGGUUAAUAUCGUUUGGGGCUUAAUAUUUUUUGCAACAAGUCUUUUUUUUUGAGUGCCGUGUCUUUGGAAGUGUUGUUUGGAUGAUUGUUGCACCAUUGACUAAAAGAUCUCUUAACCCCAAAAUCACUGCCACCAAAUGAAAAUAGUACGACGUUUAUUCUAACUCCCCAUCCCAGUUGUUCUUCAAGAACCCGGGAAGCUUAGAGGUGUGGACUUAAAGGGUUUUCGAUCGAAAUGUGUUGACGGAGCUGCGCUUUUGCGUGCGGCAAACGCUGCUGCUGCGGCAGCUCCUUUGGCGCCGCGCUCGUGCACGAUCGUGCUUUCAAGCUACGAGAUUCUUGGAGCGAGACCAGGAAUCACGCAGGAAUUGGAAAAUUUAUGGUCGUUGCAAUGAGAGCAAUUUCAUGCGUUUUGUACUAAGUACUUAGUGAUAAUUAGUGACUUAGUUAGGGCAAUGGUUACUGUACGAGAAUUAUUCACGACACCCAACAAAAUUGAACAAUGAUUUUGAAGAACCAGAUUCUUGCCACCAAAAAGCAUUCGCAUUCUUCUAGAAGUACACCAGCUAAGUAUCGACGAAAGGAACAACAAAAACAAAAAAUUGAUUGGCACUUUCGAUGCCACCGUGCGGCGCUCUUGUAGAGGACUUGGUGCGCAGAAUCUUUUUGACCGUCGACAUCGAACCGCAAUUUUAUCGGCUGCAGCUAGUUCUGGGAAAAGAAUGGAUAGGUUAUGAAAUCUAAAUCAUGGAUGAUGAAAAAUGCAUUUCCAAGUAGAAUCUUUGAUGUUAUUGUGACCGAAUUCGUGUUCCUAGCACCACAACGACAAUGACAACCACCACGACAACUACAACCACCACCACCACUACCACCACCACCACCACCACAUUUCUAACCAACAAAGGCUGUUGUUUCUUCCACCACCACAACCACAACCACCACCCAAACCUCCAACUACUCUAACCGCCGCGGAGAUGAGUUUGAAACCUGGCCUGCUCAGUAUACUUCUAUCCAGGGAGAUUCUUUUCCAACUCGGAUUAACCCUGUGUUUCCUGAACAAGUGCACUUUGAACGGAACCAGUGUGGACGACUACUACGUCGAGCGGCUCUAUGCCCAACGCUGUGUGAACCGGAAUGCGAAGACACUGGACAAGUUGACGCUGUCGAAUUUAAACACUGGUGUUGGGGAGGCGUUGCACUGUGGGGCAGUGGUGAAUGGUAUGGCCGAAGAACAAAGUAGAAUCAUCUAUACCACUGGUUGUACAUUUGAAUUUGACAUAGGCAAUGCUAUGCGAGGAUCUCGCUGUAACAAACUGUGGAAUAUGAAGAAGAAGGUGGGGAGGUAACUAUCUAAUGCAUUUUUCGUCAUCUAUUUCUAUUUAAUGUUACUUGUCGAGAUCAACAAUAAAAAUACUAAUGGUCGUUGUUCCUGUCUAUUUGGUCGUAGGUUGGUGGAAUCUAUCAUGUAUCUAUUCGAUGAGUUGAAGCAUCCUCAAGCGUCUCGAACAAGUGCCUCAUUCACCAGUUCUCCGGAGGCAGUUGUCAUCCGGAGAACUGGUGAAUGAGGCAGGCAGUUCUCCAGGUGCACGGCAUCCUCCUGCAUUCUCAGAAUGAAAUAUUUGGAUUCAUUUCCUAAGCGAAAUAGAUUCAUUUCCCAAUGUGGAGCGAAAUAGAUUUAUAUGGAGCGAAAUAGAUUCAUUUCCUGAGCACUGCUGAGAGUAGUAGUUCCUUCCUGUCAUCAACCUCCAAGGCUUUUAACGACUGUUGAUACCUAGAAAAAUAGCUACUUCUCUCUGCUUCCUGCAUAUUAUCUUGAUGAUACCUUUUCCUCUUGAGUUACUUGCUCUCCAUUUUUCUCCAACUCUCCUCCGGUGGCGGCAUCCUAUCCUAUCCUAUCCUAUUCUCCAACGCUUCUCCCCAUAUAUGAAUGAAUGAAUAUCUUUAAAUGAGUGAAUGAAUGAGGUAAAUGAAUGAAUUCUUUAAAUCCCCCAAGGGUACCAAGUGCGUCGUUCCCCUGUUCAUCCCCCAAGGGUAUCAAACCGGACGUCUCCGGUUGCAGGAAAUCCUAGAUCAACCCGCACCAGCUCUUGCGGAUCAUCUGCGAGAGUUGGAGGGUUUUGGGUUGCGGCUUUGUCCGGUUUGCACUCGCAAAUUGAUCCACAUCACCAAGGAAGACCCUUUGAACCGACUGCUGGCGCAGAGAGAUUCUUUGGCAGAACUUUUUCCGGUGGAUAGUCACUUUUUUGCAGAGAGAGCGAAGGAUGCGGGGUGUGCGACGUGAGAACGGAAAUUGCGAUGAAAAGGAGCUAGUUGCGAAAAGGAGCUAGUUGUUGAUCUCAAAAAUGCCACAGCAUUUAUGCAUAGUAGCCAACCAGUAAAGUAAAUGGCAUAGUAAUAUGCGUCCAGGAGUACGUUUUGAUGUUUGAAUAAAUGUUUGUUCUUCGAAGUUUCGAAGUAGAAAGUAAGACGUACUAGAAAAGUUUGCGACACGUAUUCAUAAGAUUGCAAGUACUCUUCGUGAUGUGUAACAACAGGUGAGUCAAUUCCGUUUUUGAAUUUUUGUUUCUGUUCCGCAAGAGCACGAG